AUGCGAUCUCGUCUCAUCCUCUUACUUGUACUAUUAAGUGCAACGCAUUGCUUUGCGAAUCAGUUCUGGUUGAGUGUUGAAGUGGAGCAGAUUGACUGGACUGAUGGAUGUUUGACAACUGCAUUAUGCUCUCAUCCGAGAUUUCAGCUGAUCAAAGAUUUGCUACCGGUUAAUGAGAAAGUUACAAUGAAUUGGCCAAUUGUCGAACAUUUUGAUAAGGAAUCUCAUCGUCCAUUCGUCUCUUAUUGGCCAUCAGGACGUACUGAGGAUAUCUCAAUGUCCGCCCAAGUUGUUGGAACAGAUCGGACCUAUGGUUUCCCGAGAAUUUGUGAUCAAUCCCCCUCUAUCAGAAUCUUCCCAGAAGAGCAUAAAAAGAUUGUUGCUCAUUUGGAAAAAGAGAAACCAACUGGAAAACCGCCGAUGGAUUCAUUAAAAAUUAAAGUGAAAGGGAAAUGCUUCAAUGCAACGAUGACUGUUGUCAAGCACACAGAAAGAUGUCCAUGGUGUCCAGAUCCAAAAGAAAUUACAAUAAUUGGACAAGAACCGGGAAGUGAGGCAACUGGAUUGAGAGCUGGAUCGGCUGCGUGGCUAUUCGGAUCGUCUUCUUCAUUGAUUUCUGAUGAUCGAAUCGUUCAUAUCGGAGUAUUAGUUCUUGCAAUUGUUGCUGUUUUGGCAUCAACUGCAUUCGCUGUCAUUUUGGUUAUGUACUUGAGAAAUAAGAGAUUGGUUAAGGAGACACUCAAAAAACCGAGAUUUCACCCGUAUAUUUCGGUUAAAGGGCACGAAAUUGCAGAGGAUAAUAAUAGAUACGAUCUCCCUUGGGAACAACAACAACGCCCGUUGACUUAUUGGAUGACGUCUUCUAAUAAAUCAUCUGAAUCCACAAUGACAUCUCCGUUGGAUUCUGCUUCAUCUCUUCAUGGAAGUGGAAGUCAUCAGAAUCCGAAUAUGUUCAACUCGCAUCAUCAUCAGAAUCCUCAUCCGGAAAUGUAUCAUUCCACGUACACACGUGAUGGAUAUCAGACGUAUCGCCCACCUCCUCCAUCAGUUCAUCCACCUAUUUUCCCACCACAAACUCAACUUUUCCAUCCUCCAACCUAUUCAACACAACGUCAUGUAACAUCUCCAAACUCUUCGAGGCAUGACGAUUCUGGAUUGGAAUCUGUUUGA
Caenorhabditis remanei is the source of this 1170-nucleotide messenger RNA. RefSeq lists its product as uncharacterized. The record is from RefSeq and is a predicted model, not a curated record. The coding region runs from base 1 to 1170 and encodes 389 amino acids. The transcript is spliced from 4 exons. NCBI's taxonomy places the organism in Eukaryota, Metazoa, Nematoda, Chromadorea, Rhabditida, Rhabditidae.